Messenger RNA from Pogona vitticeps (central bearded dragon), 6072 nucleotides. The record is from RefSeq and is a predicted model, not a curated record. NCBI's taxonomy places the organism in Eukaryota, Metazoa, Chordata, Lepidosauria, Squamata, Agamidae.
CGUGCCUCCCCCUUUUGGAGCCGCUCUGGGCCAGCCACAGAGUCGCGGCGGGCUGGCGCGGUGCGCAUGCGCGAGCAUCCCCUUUUUCUGCCCAGCCUGGCCGGCUUUGGGGUGCUCCUGAUUUAGGGUGCAGCCUUUGGGGAGGGCGAUGUCGGCGGGGCUCUGUGGGGCCGGGUGCUGCUGUUGCUGCUGCUGCGGGGAGAGGGAGAGCCGCACCCCCGAGGAACUGACCAUCCUUGGAGAAACGGAGGAUGAGGAAGAUGAGAUUCUGCCCCGGAAGGACUACGAGAGCUUGGACUACGACCGAUGCAUCAACGAACCCUAUCUGGAAGUCCUGGAAAGUCUUGACAGCAAGAAAAGCCAGAGGUAUGAAGCCGUGAAGUGGAUGAUGGUCUUUGCCAUUGGUGUCAGUACAGGGAUGGUGGGUCUGUUUGUGGAUUUUUUCGUACGCCUUUUCUCCAGACUCAAGUUCCGCAUCGUACAGAACUCCGUGGAAGAGUGCAGCGAGAAAGGCUGCCUGGCAGUCUCUCUGCUGGAGCUGAUGGGCUUCAACCUGACUUUUGUCUUCCUGGCCAGCCUUCUGGUCUUGAUCCAGCCUGUGGCUGCCGGUUCUGGAAUCCCGGAGAUUAAAUGCUACUUGAACGGAGUGAAAGUUCCCGGGAUCGUUCGGCUCCGGACUCUGGUAUGCAAAGCCCUCGGGGUCCUCUUCAGCGUAGCCGGAGGUCUUUUUGUUGGGAAAGAGGGUCCCAUGAUCCACAGCGGGGCCGUGGUUGGAGCUGGUCUACCUCAGUUCCAGAGUAUUUCUUUGAAGAAAAUCCGGUUCAACUUCCCUUAUUUCCGCAGUGACAGGGACAAAAGAGACUUUGUCUCGGCCGGAGCUGCGGCCGGGGUGGCUGCCGCCUUCGGGGCCCCCAUCGGAGGCACGCUCUUCAGCCUGGAAGAAGGAUCCUCCUUCUGGAAUCAGCGGCUGACGUGGAAAGUGCUGUUUUGUUCCAUGGCGGCCACCUUCACACUCAAUUUCUUCCGUUCGGGGAUUCAGUUCAGGAGCUGGGGGGCUUUCCAAGUCCCCGGGUUGCUGAAUUUUGGGGAGUUCAAGUGCUCGGAAUCGGAUAAGAAAUGCCACCUCUGGACGGUGGCUGACCUGGGGUUUUUCAUCCUCAUGGGCGUAGCAGGGGGCCUCCUUGGCGCCACUUUCAACUGCAUCAACAAGAGGCUGGCAAAAUACCGCAUGCGGAACGUCCACCCCAAACCGAAGCUGGUCAGAGUCUUGGAGAGCCUGCUGGUGGGUCUAACGACCACCCUGGUGGUUUUCAUCGCCUCCGUGGUCCUCGGGGAAUGCCGGCCGCUCUCCUCGGCCAACCACGGGAACAACGUCUCGGUCGGCCUGCAGGAUUCUUCGUCCAAUGAAGUGAAUGCCAGCAUCCGGACCUUUUUCUGCCCCAACCAGACUUACAACGACAUGGCGACGCUGUUUUUCAACCCUCAGGAGUCGGCCAUUUUGCAGCUGUUCCACCAGGAAGGUACUUUCAGCCCGGUCACGCUCUCCCUGUUCUUCCUCCUCUAUUUCUUACUCUCCUGUUGGACUUACGGGAUUUCGGUGCCCAGCGGGUUGUUUGUCCCAUCGCUGCUCUGCGGGGCCGCCUUCGGACGCCUGGUGGCCAACCUCGUGAAAAGUUAUAUCGGCCUGGAUCACAUCUAUUCGGGCACCUUCGCCCUGAUCGGCGCCGCGGCCUUUCUGGGCGGGGUGGUGCGCAUGACCAUCAGCCUCACCGUCAUCCUGAUCGAGUCCACGAACGAGAUCACGUACGGGCUGCCCAUCAUGCUCACGCUCAUGGUCGCCAAAUGGACUGGGGAUCUCUUCAACAAGGGGAUUUAUGACGUUUACGUCAACCUGCGCGGCGUGCCGCUGCUGGAUUGGGAGACCCAGGCUGAAAUGGACAGGCUGAGGGCCAGCGACAUCAUGGAGCCCAACCUGAUGUACGUCUACCCCCACACCCGGAUCCAGUCCCUGGUGAGCAUCCUGCGGACGACGGUCCACCACGCCUUCCCAGUGGUGACCGAGAACCGGGCCUAUGAGAAAGAGUUCAUGAAGUGGGACCAGCUGAUCAGCAACAAUAUUAAGUUCAAGAAAUCCAGCAUCCUCACCAGGGCCAGCGAGCAGCGGAAACGCAGCCAGUCGAUGAAGUCUUAUCCUUCCAGUGAGCUGCGGAACAUGUGCGAGGACCACAUCGCCACGGAAGAGCCGCCGGAGACGGAGGACAUGCUGCAGCAGAUGCUGGAGCGGAGGUACACCCCUUACCCAAACCUUUACCCGGAUCAGUCCCCCAGCGAAGAGUGGACCAUGGAAGAACGUUUCCGGCCGCUGACCUUUCACGGCCUCAUCCUGCGCUCCCAGCUGGUCACCUUGCUGGUGCGGGGCGUCUGUUAUACGGAGAACCAGUCGAGCGCCAGCCAGCCUCGUCUCUCGUACGCGGAGAUGGCCGAGGAUUACCCCCGCUACCCCGACAUCCACGAUUUGGAUCUGACGCUGCUGAACCCCAGGAUGAUUGUGGACGUCACGCCGUACAUGAAUCCGUCCCCUUUCACCGUCUCGCCCAACACUCACGUCUCCCAAGUCUUUAACCUCUUCCGGACGAUGGGGCUGAGGCAUCUGCCGGUGGUGAACGCUGUCGGGGAGAUCGUCGGCAUCAUUACCCGGCACAACCUGACCCACGAGUUCUUACAAGCCAGGCUCCGGCAGCACUACCAAACCCUCUGACCGUCGCCGCCCGUCCGCCCGCCUUCCUCCCGCUGUAUGUCUCCGGGCUGCUGCUUCGCUCCCUGGCUCGCCCUCCUGCGGGCCGCCUUCCUGCCCUUGAGAACAAGGCAGGCUGCAGUGUUCUUCUCGUGGGAGGCUGAGGCUCUUAGGAGCCGAGGAGACGCCAGGAUUUCUGCCACCCUCACUGGCUCAUCGUGGGAGCCCUCCCUGUUGGCUUCCCCCCCUUCUGUGUGAUCUCUCUCCUUAAGCUGCCUUGCAAGACGCACCCUCAGUUUUCCCAUCGACCGCUUUGGGAGGAAUCGCGCCUCUGCUCUGCUCCAGACAGAAAAAGCAACCCUCUCUUUCCCCACUGACUUUGCCUCCUGUGCUUAUCUUGCCUUAAUUUUAAUCCCUUUCAUUUUUCCUCCUUGAGGACCAGGUGUGAACCAAUACAACCUUCCCUCCCACUUCUGCACUUAACCAACAGUUCUUCAGCAUCACUUAAGGCUGAGAACAGGAGACACUGUAUUUUUUUAUUAUUAUUUUCUUGAGAGGGUUGUGUUUUUUUAAUUUAUUUUUUUAGGAAAAAGACUUUGGAACUCCUGAGAUUCUCUGUCUGCUUUGCACAUAUCCAUCUCUCUCCCCUCGCUUUUUUCCCCCCUUUGAUUUGUGGCUGCUUGAUUUUUGGUGCAUUCUCCUUCAGAGGCUGGGCAGGGCCUCACACGCGCACGCACACCCCGGAAAGUCUGUGCUCCAGUGACGUUCCAAGGAAGUGUUCGGAUCUCCUCAACCCUGGGAGAGGAUGAUAGAAGGGGGGAAAAAGAAAGGAAAGGGAGAAAAACACCAAGAGAGAGAAAAACGAACAGUGAUCGGGACAGUACUUUUUACGUGGAUGGAAGAAUGGAGGAAGUGAAGUUGGCAAAACGUUCAGCGAUUUGCAAAGGAGCAUGUAUGGAUGGGUAAGAUCAUUCUCCCGCCCGGCGCCUCUUGACUUGCCAAACUGGUUUUAUCCAAAUCCGCCUUUUCUCACGACUCGCCUCUUUCCAGUAGUGUCGGAUUAAAAAUCCCAUAUCUGCAGAGGAAUGGGAGUUGUAGUCACGCCACCUCGGAAAGGCUGCGCUUCUCUCCAUCCAGCCUCUGCGUUUCCUGGACUUGCCAUCCGUAUGAGUCCUUUACCCACCCCAACCCAAAUUAUUUGUGUUUUCCUUCCUUUCUCUGAUUACUUCCCCCCCCCCAAUUCUGAAUUUGGAUUUGUGUCACUCUCUUGUUUUGAACCAAGAGAGAGAGUGUUGCCGUUUCAUCCCUUCUCCGGACGCUGGACGCCAGCUCCGAUUUUUCAUCGAAAGACCUUAACUAGCAAAUCUUGCCCCGGGGGAGAGAGAGAAAUCAUUAAAAAAGCAUAAGUAGUAAACCCAGGCAAGACCGGAAAAAUUCUGGACCAGAGUGGGGAGGGGAAGGGAGGCAGAAAGAAUAGCAGGAGAGCCAUCUCCGGGAGCGGCCGAGAGAUCUUUCCCAUAAUAGUCACCCAAAGGCUGGAGCCAGCCGCAGCCGGUCUGGGGCUUCGAGCGAGUCCCAUCCCAGCCCUGCCUGGCGCGAUUCCGGCAGGCUCCUGCCUUUGUAGGUUUGUUUUUUCAUUUUAUUUUUGUCUCAAUCAAUUCGUGGGGAAGCCGGAGUCGUGCAGGAGCUGUUAGCACUGAUCGCAUUGAUAAAGCACAAUGCGGUGUGUGUUUUGCACUCAUAUAGACAAGGCAGAGCUGGAGAGGAAAUGCAUUCUAGGAAAAAGGGUCCCUCUGCCCCUUUCUCUUGCCUCCACCUUCGGCUAGCUUGCCUGUUCUGUGCUGCUCUGUUUUCCAGGCGCUGCUGGCCCUGAUUUGGCUCCAAAUGGGGGUCUUUCUCACCCUCACCCCUUCCAAAAAGGAUCAUGUGGAAAACUGACCCUGUUCUUUACAGGGAUCCACGAGUGUGGUGUCCCUAUAAAAAGUCCCACGUUUGGGGCUUCAGCCUCCCUUCAAGAUGACUCCAAAACUUCCCAGUGUUGGGGUUCCAUGUUUCGUGGAACCAUGGAGGAGAAACUGUGGUUCUUGGUUGGCCGGCGAGAGCGAGGAAAAAAACGAAGAGCCGGUUAAAAAGAUCUGGAUCUUUAGAAAAUGUCCUGCUGGUAUUUGUCUUCCUGGCGUUCCCUGCCCAGAAUUCGGGAGCGAGGCACCCCACCGAACCCGUGGCCUUCGGCCAUCGCUCAAAAGCAAACGAGGGCCUCGCCAGCGGGUUUUCUGAGAUCUGUCGCGCGUCGAGCCAAUUAAGGCUCGGGCAGCUCCAUCGUUGGUCUCGAGGGCCGUGGGUUUUUGACAAACCCUUUUCCCCUUCCGAGUGGCUGGCGUUUGGCAUCUUGCCCAGAUGUUGUCCUUAUUGGGCAAAAACAUUCUCGCGCGUCCCCACCUGCCUUGGGGUGUCUGUUUGGGGUGUGUGUAUGUGAUGAAGCAGCAUUGUGUCUCACAGCCCUGACCGACAUGAUGAACGGUCUUCUCCCUUAACGGCGAUGUGGGGUUUGUUAAAAGUGACAGCCGACCCUGAUGGUGUCAUCUUUCUGAACCUUUUCGCCCUGGGGCUUCCGCGCUGGCUGUCGCCGGGCGGUGGUGGGUUUGCCAGCUUGAUCAAUGUGUGGGGUUUUGCUAAUGGGAGCUGUGUGUGUUGUUUGAUGUGUCUUUGUGCUGUGCCUCCAAUUUGAAGGUUCCUGACACCACCUGCAAGCGUCAAGAUGUAACUCUGUGUAUCUUUUAAAAGCCAGUACUGUAUUAAUUUACACCUCGCGGGAACCCUGGAGGGCUGGCGCAUCGUUGCGUUGCUCGCUCUCCGAUCUCCUCAGUGCUCCUCGGCCAUUGGUAUGCCAGUUGUUGGUGUUUUUAAACUACAGUGCCCAUUAGCCACCAGCCCCAGUGGUUGGGGGUGCUGGGAUAUGGAAUUCUGAAGCACCCAGAACCACCAGCGUUGGAGAGCCACCCUCUUUACACAAUAGUAUCCCGAGGUAUCGCCCCCCUCCCUGUGUGAGAGUUGACCCAUUCCAAAACAGACCACUCAUCCCUUGGAUUUAAUUUAAUCUCUCCUGAUGGUCGUUUGCGACGCCAAUUGCACUUUUUUUUCAUUUGGGCAAAACGAAUUUUGUGGUAUUGCACACAAAUGUUUAUUUUUUUAAAAAUCCUGCCUAGAUUAUUUUUUGUUAUUAUUAUUUAUAUUUGAGCCCUUUUGUUGUAAACCCACAACUGUUGGUCUCUUUAAAACCACCACUACAGGCACAUAUGAUUAAAAAUAAAUUUCCUUCUGUGUGUGUCUUCACAGUC